AUGCCACUCUUCUUCGCAAAACGUCUGCUCAGCCGCUCCGGCGGCCGUCCAGAUCCGAAGCCGGUGUCUUCUCCACAGCACCUCGCCACCGACGCGGCACAGAGAAGCGGCAGUGGCAACAUUACGGCGGGCCCACUCGUGUUCCCGCGCUACCUCGACGACCGCGACAUCUGCGCGUGCGUCUUCUCUCUUCCUCCAGUUGACGGCCGCUGGGUGGAGGCAAUGCUGCGACAGUUGCGCGCGCCGCGUCGCUCGGCGUCGGAGAGGACACCCCAACGCCAGUCCGCCGGCAUCGCCCCGUGUGACAGGCGAGCGAAGAAGCGCACCCGAGGUGGAGACGACAAUGGCCACAGCUUUGGUGCCGCGGGCCUGGCGACGCAGAGCCAUCGGUUGAGCCGCUGCUCCUCCUCUGCCUACACGCAACGGGUGAUGGGCAGCCCGCCACCUCCUAUCGAUGACGACAGCAACGGCAGCGCCGCCGCGGCGAGUGUUUGGGCAUGCGGAUUGCGUCUCGUCUGGCGAGAGGCGCCGCUCAACAGGCCGCCAAGCGGGAGCGUGAGCGCGGCAACGGGGGGCAGAAUGGCCGAGAACCACCGUGCCGCCAGCGUGGGUAGCAGAGUUGGGGGUCGGGACAUCACGGCGUAUCCAGCCCUCUUUCGGGCCCUUGUUGUGCCGGACGACAACGCAGGAGAGGCGGAGGCCGUGACGGCCAGCGUGUGUGGCACCGCUGCAGGCGCUCGCUUGUGUGCGAGUGCAGAGCCGCACACCCCAGCGGCUCAGCGCCCGCGUUGCGCCCACGUCGGUGACCUCGUUCCAGGAGUGGUGGGGGAUUCUGCGGCGCUGGUGCGGCACUGGUGCCAGGCUGUGCAACAGCCCGAGGAGGAGGCUGAGGGUCGCGGGCGGCGAGGCGAUACUCUGUCGCCGCUGGUGUCAUGGUCACCAUGGGCGCACAAGAGGACGUGCGCCGUCCUCGCACCUGAGCCGUUUGCUGACCUCACCGCGGCUUUCUGUUGCACCACUACGGGGGCCGAUGGCGCCACGCAGUCCCCCCAGGCGACGCCAGACCCGUGCGGACGUGCGGCACACUGGCCGCGUCUCUGCUCAUCGGACAUGCCGAAGGGAUCCUCAGGGGCUGCGGGGGCCAUGUCAAUGUCCGGGUCGUUGCCGCAGCGGCGCUUCGCCGAGAUGGAGAGUCUCUGGCACUUCUCCUUCACGGCACCGUCCGUCCCGCACGCGCUUCGCGUGCCACCGGGUGAGCGAGCGAACGCCAGAUGGUCCGUGAUGAUGCAGCCCACGAUGUGGCUGGAGCGCACAACGGAGGGCGGCCGUGGUGCUGAGGCGAGUGCCCGUGGCGUGCGACCCGCGGCAGGUGCAGAGGUCGGUGCUGGUGAGGCCGCCGUCAGUGCGCAGCUCGGCGGUACAGCGGUGGCGGUGCCACAACUAGCCGUCGUGCGCCAUGCCCGUCUUCGCUGCCUCAUGCGGGACAACGACAGCGGUGGCGACGGUGCGGGAAAGGCAGGGCACCGCCCUGCCCCUGAGGUGCCACUAGCUGCGCUGAGGACGUCCACCGAGGACGGUCUCACUGCUGCGGCUCUGUCAGCUCAGUGGGAUGCUGUUGUGGUCGGCGUGCGCGAGUCACGCACGACACAGGAACGGCGGCGCGCCGCCUCCAUGCAUGAGCGGUGGCUGGCGGCGGCAGCCUCUCUCGGCAGUGUCGGCGAGAGCAUAGCGGAAACACUCGCGACGUUGCCGCAGCUGCACUUCUCGCAGAUGUGCGCCGCGGGAAGCGUGUCUCAUGGCGAGGGGGAGGGAGGAACGCCCAAUGCUCUGGAUGUGGGGCCCACGGACUCGAUGCGCGGAUUCGGCCGGGCCUAUCCCUACCCGGUGCUGGAGUGGUGGCGGUGGACUUCGUGUGGUCGUUCACGGUCACCUCCGUCGCAGCAUGCGCGGAAGCCGCCGUGUCGCCUGCCGGAGACGUGCAUCUCUUUCCGAAGUCUACCCAGCGACGCUGAGGCGACUCGAGCGCAACUCGUGUCGACGCUGCGGCACUGGGUGCGCGACAUGUCAGACGUGCGGUGGCGGACCGCGUCGUGGUUGCCAUGGGAUUCGUGGAUCACCGCGGUCUGUGCUGUCGCUGCCGUGCCGCUGUUGCUGUUCCCUCUUUCAUCUAGCCGCGCACCGCUGCUGAUGCCGUCGACCAGUCGUCUGCAGAGCCGCCUACGCAUUACUGCCGCAGAGGAGGAGAGCGCAGCAUCGACAGCGCACCUCACGGCGGACUCGCUCGUCCUCGGUGGUCGCCUCACCGGGCACUCAGUCAAGGACCCUGCACUUGAACGACAACCAUGGGCGGCGCUCGAUGCGGCGCCGCAGCUGCUGAGCGAGGCAAUGAGAUCUGUAGCAGCGAGACCAAGCGGGGGGCUGCUUGCCGCAGUCGCGCAGGAGGAUGCAGGGCACACAAAACGGCGGUGUUGCACGGUGCGCGCUGCGGCGGUGGUGGAGUGCGAGGCGCUCGCACGCGCGUGUGAAAGGAGUGCACGAGCUCCUUCGCAAGAACGGGAGAGAGGUGCUGCUGCCGCGCACACGCUUCAUCGUUCUGUGCGAGGGCGCCGCAGGUGCGACAAGCUGGCCGCUGGGGGGACCAGCGAUGAUGAGCACGGCAGAUCGGAGAGGAGGUCGACGGUACGAGUGGGCGCAUCACUUCCAGACGCUGCUUCGCCGAACGCGCAAGUCACCGUCUUUCCAUCAUCGCCCGCAGUGGGAUAUGUGGCGCGGGGCCACACCGAUUCCGCGACCGUCGGCCUUCGUGGCGAACACACGCGCUUGCCACCGGCUACGGUGCCGCUGCUGACUCCAUCUGAGUCCUCGUCCGUCAGCCAGGCCUCAUCUGCCGAAGGCGCUGACACGGGUGAUCGUCGCGUCAGUGAGGCGGUCGGCAGGAAGCGCGCACGGUCGGCAGCGGCCUGGCCAUCGGCCACGGUCUCGCCUUCCUCUCCAGCCAUCGCCGCCUCAUCCCUCACGUGUGCGGUGCAUGCAUCGCCACCACUGGUGGAGCGAGAUGCGUCCGCGUGUCUCCCGCGUGCAGCUACUAGCGCGCAGCGCAGCAGUACACCGCAGCGCCUGCUUGCUGCCUGGCUCGAGCAGCGGUGCUGUGAGGUGAUUUCGGUCGCCGACGACUCGCCUUCUCUCACCGCUUCGACUGCAACAACCGGGGCAGGCGCAGUGUCCUCCAGCAGUGGAAGCUGCUUACUGGUGUCACGGCCAUCAUCACAGCCGUCAUCGCCGCCGCCACCCGACACGCUAUCCGUUGCCCAUUCCUUCUUGUACGGCGACCGACUCCGGCGAAUGCGGCCGUGGUUAAUGGUGCCGCCGUCUCCCACUCAACUCCCACUCGCCGCAUCGCAGCGGUGGCGGCGAUGCGCCGCUGUCGUUCACGAGUCGGCGGACUCGACAACGUCGACGACGCGCGCACCAGUGUUGCAGCCACCGACUCGCUGGGGGCCAUGUACCCGACAGGCGUUGUUGCAGGACGCUCAGUCAACGGGAUCACGUUGUGCGCUGGCGUCACCUACUGCGUCCAUGGCACCGGUGCACGGGGAGCGUGCAGGGGAAGGAGCGAUCGAUACCCCUGCUGUGUGCGUUAAUGCGGCUCUCCGGCCUCCUGCGGGUGAGUUGGCCACGACGGCGGCAACAGGCUGCCGCGGUCGUACUACCUUGAGCGUGCAUCUUCCUGUGAAUCCCCUUCGCGGACUCGGAGGUGCACCGAUGAAGCCGGUCACCGUGUGGAGGUGGGCACAGCUGACCUUGCGCAACUACGCCGCCGAUGCGCUGGCCGGCGCUAUCCUGCCUGGCGCCUGCAACAGUGAGCCACAUCUGCGUGUGACUGAAGGGGUAUUCACACCGAUGAUCCCGACGGCUCCACCAGCUGCGGCGCAGACAGCGGCACAUCUCUUCGCCUCCGGCUUGAAAAAGUCGGUUACCGGUUCCGUGACGCACGGCUGUCCUCUGCGUGCCCUACCCCCUCCCUCCACAGCUCACCAAGGGCAGACACCCGCCAUCGAGACGGCAGGGGCGCGUCCCCUCGUGACUGCUGAGCACUGGAGGCAGCGUCGUGCACGGCGUGCGGCGCAGCGUCUUGCGUUGUAUGCGCUGACGCUCGCUAACGAGGCGCCACCAUCUUCCCCCAUGCGGCCGCAGCCGCAGUCCCCAUCUGAAAGCCUGGAAGGCGAGGAAGCUGCCAUGUCACGUGGUGCUGACCGCACCGCCGCCGGGUUUUUCACGGUCGGUGCACAGCUGUACCGAGAUGAGCUCCAGCGUAACGACAGGGCAGAGUUGGCCCAGUGCGUGCGUGACGCUCUCGUCCGCGCGCAGUACGCCGCCUGUGUGCGCAUACUUCAGCGACGGAGUGGACACGGCGAGGGGAGCCCCGGAGAAGUGGCGGAGGUGCGGCCAUCGACUGACGCCUGCAGUUCCGCCGUCUCACGCACGUGCGCUUCCGGCAAGGCAGCACAUGAGGGCAGCUGCCCACCCAUGCCUGCACCGCUCCCGGUGCCACGCGUAUCAUCGGUGCUGUCAGCGCCAGCGAACGGUCGUUGCUGCGUCGCAUGUGAGCGGCGACUGCACUGCAUCAUCCGUGAUGGCAUGCGCAGGGACGGCUGGCUUGUCUUCCAUACUUUAUGGUACGACAUCCUCUCCGAGCACGUCGCUCCGUACUCGCCGUGCACGUGGCACGGCUGUCUCUCGAGCGCUACGCAGGGAGGUGCGACGACGCAUGCGGCAUUGAUCGAGGAGGAUGGCACCGACGCAUCGGCGCAUGACGCUCCUCUCCGAUCAGCGUGUGCGCCACAAACUCGCGUUGAGCAGCCCUACAUCGACUCCCUAGAUGUCGGGGUCGAUACCGAACCCCGUGCCUCACCGCUGGAGGUGUCUGCGCACGAGAUGCGGUGGUAUGUCGACACGAGCGACGAGGAUGAUGAAUGGAGAGAGGCCGAGGAACAAAACGGUGGAACAGUGGCGCUCCACGAUGGACACAGCAGCUCGCAGUGGUGCUGCUGCUGUCUGGCGUCACAUGAAAACCUCAUUCAUGCGAUCAUGGCGCAAGGAGAGGGACUCGCACCCGCCCCAGAGCACAGUGUGACGGCAACACCCACGCUGGAGCGUGGCGAGUUGCGCCACGGGGGCGGGGCUCAGCCACCGCUGUGUCCCGCGUGGUGGAGAGCAGGCUCGACGACGGGUGCCACGAUUGUCUCUGGCGCAUCUUUGGCGUCGCAGCAAAACCCGACCAGCGCUGCCGCUCGCGCAUCGGCACGCUCGCAGGCCGUGGGCCGCACCUGCAGGGCACAGAUUUUUGGUCUUCUCGACGCAGGCGGCGUAAGCCUUCCGCGGGCGCUGAUGCUGCGGCCGCCUCCCCUGUCGUCAUGGUGGCUGCCCAACUACUUUGACGCCCGCACACACGGUGCAGCGCAGGAGGGCACGCUUGAUGGCGGCAGCGCCGCUGCGCGCUUCGUUGCGCGACUGCGACAAUAUGCGGCGCAACUUCUAUCGUGUGAUGCUCUCGCUACCUGCUCAGCAGCAGCGACGACGGGGCUAUACCGCCACCGCCCCUCCUCUUGCCAUUCGCUUUCUUCUUCGAACAGUUCCCCCGGCUACUGCACGGCCGAGCCGCUGUGCGCGCCAUCGCUGCGGCAGCUCUCGCCUCACUCAGGGAUGGUGGGGGCAGCAGCACCGGCUGCCCAGCAGCAGCGCGAGGACGAGGAGGACAUCGGGGAGCGGGUUGUUCCGCUGCGCCGGUGCCGCUACACGCGUCAUGUCUGCUCAUUGGCGGAGGAGACGCAGUCGUUGCAGACGUGGUUGCUUCCUCACUGGUGGGCCGGGCAGCGGCAACACUUCGCCCUCACCGUGAGGGCACGACAGCCGCCGCCGCGAUCUCGAGCAAGUCGGCGUCUGGAACCCCCACUCGACGGAUCACGCGCGAUGGCGACGACGGCGACCCUCGACGGUGUUGACGAGGACGAUGACAUUGGCGAAGAUGCUCACCCGUCAUCGUUGCGCUGCUUCCUGGCGCGGCGUGAGGAGUCGGAGGCGUGGGUGCAGCUCCUGCACCAUGCCCACCUGCGACAGCUGCGUCGGCCCUACGGUCCUCUCUUCCCCGGCAAAUGCCUACUGCAGUGCGCGCCGCUCGACGGCUGCAUAGCGGAUGCGGAGGUGCACCACACGUACCUUGCCGCGAUGCUGCGCCAGCGCAAGGAGGAGACCUGCGGAGCGCUGAACGCAUACGUGCUGCCUUACGGCGAGCCACAUGGCACAUGCACGUGA
Molecule: messenger RNA, 6312 nt
Organism: Leishmania mexicana MHOM/GT/2001/U1103
Lineage: Eukaryota; Euglenozoa; Kinetoplastea; Trypanosomatida; Trypanosomatidae
Exons: 1
Coding region: 1-6312 (2103 amino acids)
Source: RefSeq, a predicted model, not a curated record